CGCCGUCAUUCAUGUUGGCUGUGCUGAAUGCAAACCUGGCGCUGCCGACCGGACGCGGGCCGAACUUUGCUCCCGCCCAAGUGGCGACGCCUGCCGUCGUGUGUAAGGGAAACCGCUUUCUGGCAGAUGCGCUUCGGCAGGGGUGUCAAACGGUGACCGGCAGUUUGAUUGACGGCGACGCAAGCGGAGACGUCAACCUGCCCAGCCUGCGGGACGUGCUCGGGGGUAUCUUGGUGACGCGCAACCCCAACCUCACCUCGCUGACGAUGAACAACCUGGAGAACGUUGGCAGGACCAUCAACGUGGAGUACAACCCCAAGCUCAUCUCUCUGACGAUGAACAACCUGGCGGACGUGCGCGGAGACAUUUGGGUGACGAACAACCCCAACCUCGCCACUCUGACGAUGCCCAAGCCGGAGCGCGUGGACGGAGGCAUCUUGGUGAAGACCAACGACAACCUCGUCUCGCUGACGAUGAACCACCUGCGGGGCGUGGGCGGAGGCAUCGACGUGGAGUACAACCCCAAGCUCAUCUCUCUGACGAUGAACAACCUGGAGGACGUGGUCGGAGACAUCUCCGUGGAGCACAACGAAAAGCUCAUCUCGCUGACGAUGAACAACCUGUUGCACGUGGAGUACGGAGACAUCUCCGUGUCGCACAACGACAACCUCGCCUUGCUGACGAUGAACAACCUGGAGGACGUAGGGGGAGACAUCACCGUGUGGUUCAACCUCAACCUCGCCACUCUGACGAUGAACAACCUGCGGGGCGUGGGGGGAGACAUCGACGUGGCGGUCAACAACAACCUCGGCUCGCUGGCGAUGCCCAACCUGGUGUACGCGGGCGGGGGACCCCGAGGGGGAAGGUUCGGAGGCAUCGGGGUGUACAGCAACUCCAACCUCGCCUCGUUGACGAUGGACAACCUGGUGAACGUGAGCGGGCGCAUCUUCGUGGAGUACAACCCCAAGCUCAUCUCUCUGACGAUGAACAACCUGGAGGACGUGGUCGGAGACAUCGACGUUAAGACCAACGACAACCUCGUCUCGCUGACGAUGAACCACCUGCGGGGCGUGGGCGGAGGCAUCGACGUGGAGUACAACCCCAAGCUCAUCUCUCUGACGAUGAACAACCUGGAGGACGUGGUCGGAGACAUCUCCGUGAAGACCAACGACAACCUCGUCUCGCUGACGAUGAACCACCUGCGGGGCGUGGGCGGAGGCAUCGACGUGACGCGCAACCCCAACCUCACCUCGCUGACGAUGGACAACCUGCGGGAAGUGAUGCCGUUCCCCUCCGAGUUCGGGGAUAUCUACGUGGAGAACAACGCCAACCUCGCCUCGCUGACGAUGAACAACCUGGAGCGCAUCAAUGGCAUCAACGUGUUUAACAACCCCAAGCUCACCUCUCUAACGAUGAACAACCUGCGGGAAGUGAGGAUCGGAGGCCUCUACGUGCAGGCCAACGCCAACCUCGCCUCUCUGACGAUGAACAACCUGGUGCGCGUGGUGGGGGGAAACAUCUUGGUGGAGUACAACCCCAACCUCACCUCUCUGACGAUGAACAACCUGGUGGAAUUGCACCGAGCGAGUUGGGGUUGGCCACCAGUGGGCGGAGAGAUCCACGUGUCGGGCAACCGCAACCUCGCCACUCUGACGAUGCCCAACCUGGUGCGCGUGGACGGAGGCAUCUGGGUCGACCCCAAGCCCGACUCCUGCGACCUGGGGCCAGUCUGGGCCGGGCAGGAUUAUCCGUACGGCUACUGCUGAUCGAGACGGGCAGUAGUGCCGGUGGGAGCCAUCCCUCUGCUAGUCCCGCCCGCCGCCGGGCCAAAUCCGCCCCUGCUAGCCCGCCGCUGCCCCAGCCCGAGACUGAGACGAGCCCUAUUAGGGCUGGUGGACUAACAUUAGCACACCUCAGGGGCAGCACUGACUACAGAUCGUGCCAACACUUGGCGCAAAGGUCGGUGUUAACACAGUUGAACGGCAGUCCCAAAACAAGCGUUAACACAGCCGUUAGCACGGUGUUGGCACCACACACCAUGUCCGGGUAAAACCCAGGUAGGGAUCCAACAUCACAAUAGGGGUUCU
Emiliania huxleyi CCMP1516 is the source of this 2087-nucleotide messenger RNA. RefSeq lists its product as hypothetical. The record is from RefSeq and is a predicted model, not a curated record. The transcript is spliced from 22 exons. The coding region runs from base 12 to 1766 and encodes 584 amino acids. Gene Ontology annotation, cellular component: plasma membrane; cell wall. Lineage: Eukaryota; Haptophyta; Isochrysidales; Noelaerhabdaceae.